AUGAAUUUUCUUUCUAUUAAUCUUAGGGGUGUACGGGACUCCCGUAAAAGCGAUUGGGUUAGGGGUUUGAAGACGUCUUACGGUAUACACUUCUUAGCAAUUCAGGAAACAAAAGUGGAUGACUCCGUGAAAUUCGUAUUUAAUUGUUUUUGGGGGCGAUCAGCUUAUAAAUUGGAGAUGGUGAAUGCAGAAGGGCGGUCAGGGGGUCUGGCUUGCCUUUGGAAUCCGGCUGUGUUUUCAUGUGACAACGUGGUUAAGGAUAGAUUCUUCCUAAUUCUAUCAGGUUUUUUAUGUCAAUCUGGUACUCGGUUGAAUUUAGUAAAUGUGUAUGCGUCAAACGAUCCUAGUGUUCGUAGAAGGAUCUGGUUAAGUCUUGGGGAAAUUAAAAAUUCCAUGCAAGGUCUGUGGGUAUUCAUGGGAGAUUUCAAUGAAGUUCGAGAUGAAUCGGAAAGGUUUAAUUCGGAAUUUGUAGCUGCAAAUGCGGAGGCGUUCAACCACUUUAUUUUGUCUGCAGGCCUAUGUGAAUACAAUAUGGGGGGUGGUAAGUUUACCUAUAUAUCGGAUCGCGGAGAUAAGCUGAGUAAAUUGGACCGUUAUCUAGUUUGUAUUGGUUUUAUGGAAAGAUGGCCAACAGCGACAGUUCAGGUUCUUAAAAGAGAGGCAUCAGAUCAUCGACCAAUUCUACUUUCUACAACACCGUCGGAUUUCGGGCAUAUACCGUUUAGAUGCUUUAAUUCUUGGCUGGAACUCCCGGGCUUUAUAGAGCUGAUUCAGCAAAUAUGCCAGAACUUCAACUUCAAUGGUCCGGCAGAUGUGGCAUUGUCUGUUAAGUUAAGAUGGCUUAAAAAUAAGAUCAAGGAUUGGCUUAAAGGGGAGCGCGAGCGAGUUAAUGGAGUGUACUUGGAAAAAAAGCAUAGGAUUCAAUAUCUAGAAGGCCUCGCUGAAGAUAGAGUCUUGGGUGAUGAAGAAUUAAACGAGAGAGCAGAUUGUAUAAAUAUCGUGUUGGAGUUGGACCGCCGGAAGCAAAUGGAUGCAAGACAGAAAUCUCGUGCUAGGUGGGCUAUUGAAGGCGAUGAAAAUUCAGCCUAUUACCAUAACAUUAUUAAUUUGAAUCUCAGUAAUAACCGGAUAAAUGGGCUCGUCAUUGAAGGGGUUUGGGUGACUAACCCGGUAGAGAUCAAAGAACAUUUUUUCGAGUUCUUUUCCAAACAGUUUGUGGAACCUAUGCCCUCUAGACCCUGUAUAUCGUGCCAUAACCUGGUUACUCUUACGGAGACAGAAGCCGAAGCCCUGGUUGUACCUUUCUCUAGUUUGGAAAUCAAGAGAGCUAUUUGGGAUUGCGUGGGGGAUCGUGCUCCGGGCCCGGACGGCUUUAAUUUCAAGUUCAUCAAGAGGAAUUGGAGCCUUUUCCAAGAAGAUUUUACCAAGAUUUUUCAGGAAUUUUUUUACCAAAGGGUCGAUCAGCCGAUGCUGUACGUCCUCCUUUUUGGCGUUAAUUCCAAAAGUCAACGACCCAUCUUCCCCAUCAGAUUUUCGGCCUAUCAGUUUGAUCGGCGUCAUCAACAAAGCUAUCUCAAAAGUGUUGGUUAA
Messenger RNA from Helianthus annuus (common sunflower), 1590 nucleotides. RefSeq lists its product as uncharacterized. Gene Ontology annotation, molecular function: catalytic activity. The transcript has a single exon. Lineage: Eukaryota; Viridiplantae; Streptophyta; Magnoliopsida; Asterales; Asteraceae. The coding region runs from base 1 to 1590 and encodes 529 amino acids. The record is from RefSeq and is a predicted model, not a curated record.